This is a messenger RNA of Harmonia axyridis, 836 nucleotides long. It is a transcript of the gene Rrp46, whose product is annotated as exosome complex component RRP46. Gene Ontology annotation, biological process: U4 snRNA 3'-end processing; rRNA catabolic process; nuclear mRNA surveillance. NCBI's taxonomy places the organism in Eukaryota, Metazoa, Arthropoda, Insecta, Coleoptera, Coccinellidae. The coding region runs from base 99 to 749 and encodes 216 amino acids. The transcript is spliced from 4 exons. Gene Ontology annotation, cellular component: nucleolus; cytoplasmic exosome (RNase complex); nuclear exosome (RNase complex). The record is from RefSeq and is a predicted model, not a curated record.
CACAGAUUACGGAUCACAUUUAUAUCUGCGCUAAUUACAAAUGAUGAUUUUUCUUGAAAUUUAAUAUAAACUAAUAAAUAUUUAAUAAUUUGUAAAUUAUGGAAGCAAAUAUGACUAACAAAGAGAUAUUAGAACUCAAAUGUGAAUUCGAUACACUUACUCGUCCUGAUGGUUCUAUACUAUUUUGUGAAGGAGAAACAACUGUUUUAGCAGGACUGUAUGGCCCUGUUGAAUGCAAAGGAUCGAAAAUGUUGACUGAUAAAGCUUUAAUAGAAAUGAAUUAUAGACCGAAAUCUGGUCUUCCCUGUGUUCAAGACAGGUUUUUUGAAGCGACACUAAAAAAUACUUGUGAAGCUGCGUUAGCUGCUGCUUUACAUCCUAGGUCCUCUAUUAUAAUAACUAUUCAAGAAAUGCAUAAUAAUGGACAAUUACUAUCCUGUGCCAUCAAUGCUGCUUGCCUGGCUUGUUUAGAUUCUAACAUUGAUAUGAAAUUUUUGUUUGCAUCUACAACAUGUUUUCUCAUCAAUGAUGGUAGUCUCCAGAUUGAAACACCUCCUAUAAAAGAAAAUAUACAGGCUGUAUUUGUAUUCACUUUUGAUAGUAUUAAAGGUGAUGUGGUUGUAUCACACACGGAAGGAGUUUUUUCUGUAGAAAAGUACAAAUUAGCAUUAGAGAAAUGUAGAGAGCAAAGUAAAUAUGUUUUUGAAUUCAUAAAAAGUAAAAUAACAAAUAGAAUAACUCAAACUUAGUUGAAAGAGGAUAUUUUAAAAUAUAUUUUGAACUUGUUCAUUUUAGACCAUAAAUUCACUUCAUAAAUAAAGAUAUAUUUCUUACUA